Molecule: messenger RNA, 1071 nt
Organism: Zasmidium cellare ATCC 36951
Lineage: Eukaryota; Fungi; Ascomycota; Dothideomycetes; Mycosphaerellales; Mycosphaerellaceae
Exons: 1
Coding region: 1-1071 (356 amino acids)
Molecular function (GO): oxidoreductase activity, acting on the CH-OH group of donors, NAD or NADP as acceptor
Source: RefSeq, a predicted model, not a curated record
AUGACCGGCUCAAACGAAACUAUCCUCGUCACCGGCGGCUCCGGCUUCGUUGGAGCCCACUGCGUUCUUCAAGGAAUUCAAAAGGGAUACCAAGUCCACACGACUAUCCGCUCCCUCUCGCGCGCAGACGAUGUGAAGCAAAUGCUGCGAAAUGGAGGGGCCACUGAGGCUGAGAUCUCCAACGUCAAAUUCUUCGCAGCAGACUUGAUGAAAGAUGAUGGCUGGAAAGACGCUUGUGCAGGAUGCUCGUAUGUACUGCAUGUUGCUUCGCCAUUCCCUGCUGGUGCACCAAAGCAUGAGGAUGAUCUCAUCGUACCUGCAAGGGAGGGUACUCUGCGGGUGCUAAGGGCGGCGAAGGAGGCUUCGACAGUCAAAAGGGUCAUCAUCACCAGCUCGAUGGCAGCAAUCGGAUACGGAUACGGCGACGUAGUCAAAACAAAAACCUUCACCGAAGAAGACUGGACCAUCCUCGAUGGCCCUCGGGGCGAGACAAUCGCUCCUUACCAGAAAAGCAAAGCCAUCGCCGAACGAGCAGCAUGGGACUGGAUAGCCAAAGAAGGCAGCCCAAUGGAACUGACCGUCAUCAACCCAGUCGCCAUUUUCGGACCAGCGCUCAGCGCCGACUUCUGCGCAACCUUGCAGUUCAUCUCCCGUAUGCUAAACGGCCAGUUGCCCGCCAUGCCGAACCUCGCCUUCGAGACCGUCGACGUGCGAGAUGUCGCGGACUUACAUUUCCGCGCCAUGACGAGUCCGAAAGCAGCGGGACAGAGGUAUCUGGCUUUACGAGAUGGAGGACCCAUUUCGUUGCAAGGGAUUGCGCAGACGCUGAAACGGGGGCUGCCUGCAGAAGAGACGAAGCGAGUGGGCACGAUGGUUAUUCCGAAUUUUGUUAUGCGGUUUGCGGCGAUGUUUCAGCAGGAUAUCGCGUUGAUCGUUCCGGAGAUCGGGAGGGUAAGGAAGUGCAGUAAUGCGAAGGCAAAGAGGGAUUUCGGGUGGCAGCCCAGAGAUGGAGACGAGGCGAUUCUGUCGGCGGCGAGGAGUCUGCAGAAGUAUGGUGUCGUGAAACCGUAA